Molecule: messenger RNA, 807 nt
Organism: Solanum dulcamara
Lineage: Eukaryota; Viridiplantae; Streptophyta; Magnoliopsida; Solanales; Solanaceae
Exons: 3
Coding region: 1-807 (268 amino acids)
Molecular function (GO): nucleic acid binding
Source: RefSeq, a predicted model, not a curated record
AUGAGACAUUAUCUGUAUGGCAUCAAGUAUGAGGUGUUUACUGAUCACUGCAUCUUAUGGCAUGUGUUCACCCAAAAGGACUUGAAUUUGAGACAACGAAGGUCAAUGGAAUUUCUUAAAGACUAUAAUGUCACCGUCCAGUACCAUCCAGGUAAGGCUAAUGUGGUGGAAGACGCAUUGAGCCAAAAACUAAUUAGCAUGGGCAUCCUAGCCUGUUUGGGAGCCCUUAAGCGGCUCCUAGCUAGAGAAACUCAGGCUUUAGAGGCUAGGUUCAUAAGGAUAGACGGGCAGUUGGAAAGGACUAUCCUAGUACUAAAAGAUAUGUUGAGGGGGUGUGUGAUAGACUUUGGGGGACAUUGGGACAAGAUCUUGCCUUUGUGUGAGUUCUCCUACAACAAUAGCUAUCACUCCAGUAUUGAUAUGACAUCAUUCGAAGCCCUGUAUGGGAAGGGAUGCAGGUCUCCUACAGGGUGGUUUGAAGAUGGAGAAGUGGAGCCAUUGGGGGUUGACUUAGUGAGGGAUGCUCAAGAUAAGGUAAAAAGCAUCCAAGUUAAGCUUCAAGUGGGUCAAAGUCGUCAGAAAGAGCUUGUGGCGUACAGAUUAGCCUUACAACCUAGCUUAUCUAGGGUACACCUGGUGUUUCAUGUGUCCAUGCUGAAAAACUACCAUGGAGAUAGGGCUUACAUUAUUAAAUGGGACUCGGUGUUAUUAGACAAGGAACUCCGAUAUGAGGAGGAGCUAGUUGCAAUUCUUGAUCGUGAUGUUCGAAAGUUGAGGACUAAAGAUAUCAACAUGCUUAAAGUGUAA